GACAGACAGGGAGGGGGAGCGACGAGGAGGGCGGGAGACGUCCGAGCUGCUGAGUAGAAGAAUCGAGCAGCGAACUUGUACGAACGAAACUGUGACAUAACGCCAGAAGACCCACGACUGGUUGGAUGAAGCUUGCUGUUUUCGUCAGAGGAACGUGGGACGGCCGUGGAACAGCGCGAGUAUAGGCAACAUGGCUGCAUUGUUUACAGAGCUACCCUCCUAGAAAUCCUUGUAUCGUGGCAUAUACCUGGGCAACCCUGAAAUCCGUGGGCAUACACACUAGUGACUCCAAGUGUAUGAGGGAUGACAACCUCUCAUCUGAAUGGACAUGUUGCUGGAGAAGGAGGAGGAAGAGGAGGAGAUGAAGAGCUGAGGGUAGGACACCAGCACAGGGAAAUGGCCGUCGACUGUCCGGGAGAACUGGGGAGCCGGACACUGCCAGUCCGGCGAUCUGCUCAACUUGAGAGAAUAAGACAACAUCAGGAGGACCUGCGCCGACGUCGAGAGGAGGAAGGUCGGCAGCUGGAUCUGAAUGCUUCACUCAGGCUGAAGCAGCUCUCCCAGAAUCCCCACAUUGGCAUCGACAACCCCACAUUCCUUCAGGACACACACACGUCACAGCAACCACCACUGAGCAGUCGGCACACUUUGCUUGAGUUGGAUGAGUUGUUGCUGUCACUGAAGCAGGUCCGGGGCUGUCUGUCCGACCCGCAGAGUCAGAAUGACAUCGAGCUGGUUCUUGCACUACUUAACAAGUCAGAGUUCCAGUCUGCACUUAAGAUCCAUAAUGCGGUGGCCAACAACAUGCACAGACCCUCUCCCCCAUACCCACAAACAGACCAGGCACUACAGCUGGCACUGGAGGUCAGAAAUCUCAGCCAGACAUGUCAGAACAAAGAAGGACUGGAACUCUGCAGGAUCCUAUCAGACAUUCGCCUCCAGUCUUUGCUUCUGGCACAUGACCGCAUCGCAGAGAAAGAAAUGGAACUAGAACCACCGACCAGCCAAACAGAGACACUGACACAAUGGGGAGAAGAGACAGUAAAGAUUGUUCACAUAGAGAAGGCCCGAGACAUACCACUGGGGGCGACGGUCCGGAAUGAAAUGGAAAGUGUGAUUAUCAGUAGGAUUGUUCGAGGAGGAGCAGCCGAACGCAGUGGACUUUUAGCAGAAGGAGAUGAAAUAUUGGAAAUAAAUGGCAUUGAAAUAAAAGGCAAAGAUGUCAACCAAGUCUUUGACAUUCUAGCGGACAUGCACGGCCUCCUGACCUUUGUACUCAUUCCGAGUCCUCAGAGCAAACCUCCCCCAGUCAAAGAGAAUGUAGUUCAUGUGAAAGCACAUUUCGACUAUGACCCAUCAGAUGACCCCUAUGUGCCAUGCAGAGAGUUGGGCUUGUCCUUCCAGAAAGGAGAUAUUCUCCACAUCAUCAGCCAGUCUGACCCCAAUUGGUGGCAAGCAUAUAGGGAUGGAGAUGAAGAUAAUCAGCCUCUUGCUGGAUUGGUACCAGGGAAGAGUUUCCAGCAGCAGAGAGAAGCAAUGAAACAGACAAUAGAAGAAGACAAAGAGCCCGAGAAAUCAGGAAAGUUGUGGUGUGCCAAAAAGAACAAGAGAAAGAGAAAGAAGCUGCUUUACAACACUCAGAGAAAUGAUGAUAUUGAUGAGGAGAUUCUGACCUAUGAGGAGAUGGCCCUGUACCACCAGCCAGCCAAUCGGAAGCGGCCAAUAGCAUUGAUUGGGCCAACCAGCUGUGGGCAGGGCGAGCUUCGUCAGAGACUUCUAAAUAACCACCCUGAACGCUUUGCUGGGGCUGUACCUCACACAACGCGGAGCCGGCGAGAUGUAGAGCUCGGUGGUCGAGAUUAUCAUUUUGUUUCUCGUCAGAUGUUUGAGACCGAGCUGGCUGCUGGCAAGCUGAUUGAGUCUGGCGAGUUUGAGAAGAAUCUUUAUGGAACCAGCACGGACUCGGUGAGACAGGUCAUCAACACUGGGAAAAUAUGUGUACUCUGUCUACAUACUCAGGCCCUUAAGGUGCUGAGAAGUUCAGAUUUAAAACCAUACGUCAUCUUCAUAGCACCACCUUCACAAGAAAGACUCAGAGCCCUGUUGGCGAAAGACCAUAAGAACCCCAAGCCCGAGGAGCUACGGGACAUCAUUGAGAGAGCACGGGAGAUGGAGCAAAGCUGGGGUCACCUGUUUGACGCCAUCAUAGUUAACACAGACCAGGACAAAGCCUAUGCCGAGCUGCUAAGACUCAUCAACAAACUGGAUACAGAACCCCAGUGGGUGCCCUGCUCCUGGUUGCGCUGACAUUCUCUCUCUCCCUCACGCACGUGCAGACAGACAUACGGUGGUUAACAAGUUUGAUACUCCGUCACCUAACGAAAGGUUUAUGCCACUGCUGACCGAGAUAUUUUUUGAGGGCAUGUUAUAGGAGCACUUUGCUGAAUAUUCAUGAAUUUUCAAAUGUAGUUUCUUUUUAAAAUGGCAAUAUUUAAUUAUCAAGAUGUGAAGUCAUAGUGAAUGACUUGCAUUUCCAAAUAGCAAAAAAAAGUUUUAGUGAUAGAAAAAUAUGAUUGAUCAAUUUAACUACUUUGCGAAGAAGCCAAAUGGCAAUUUGGGUAUGAGAAAUUCCUCCUGUUGCUGCAAAA
Hippocampus zosterae (dwarf seahorse) is the source of this 2648-nucleotide messenger RNA. It is a transcript of the gene pals1a, whose product is annotated as protein associated with LIN7 1, MAGUK p55 family member a. Gene Ontology annotation, biological process: establishment or maintenance of epithelial cell apical/basal polarity; generation of neurons; morphogenesis of an epithelial sheet. The record is from RefSeq and is a predicted model, not a curated record. Gene Ontology annotation, cellular component: adherens junction; plasma membrane. The coding region runs from base 304 to 2307 and encodes 667 amino acids. Gene Ontology annotation, molecular function: protein binding. The transcript is spliced from 17 exons. NCBI's taxonomy places the organism in Eukaryota, Metazoa, Chordata, Actinopteri, Syngnathiformes, Syngnathidae.